GCUGUCUGAAGCUCUUUCUUUCACAACUUGUUCGACAUGGCGUCUGCAAUCCAAGACAUUGACAGAUAUCCAUGCAGAAAUUGUGGCAGACAGUUUGUUCCAGAGUCUUUGGCAGUACAUGAGCGGAUCUGUGCCAAGAGUGGUCAGAAGAAAAGGAAAGUGUUUGAUUCUACAAAACAGAGGGUUCAAGGCACUGACCUCAACUUACGCCAAGUAAAACUGUCACAGAAGAAGGAUGUGCCACCUCCCCGAUCCAACUGGCGUGCUCAGCAUGACGAUUUCCUGAAGACAGUGAAAGCUGCUAGAGGAGUGACUAUUGCUAUGAAAGAGGGAAGGCCAUUGCCACCACCUCCCCCACCAUCUAUCAACCCUGAUUAUGUGCAAUGUCCUCACUGCCAACGUCGUUUCAAUGCUAAAGCUGCUGAGCGUCACAUUCCAUUCUGUAAAGAAAAGAGUCAGCGUAUCAACCGGGCUCAACCAAGUGCUGCAGCCCAAGCUAAGCAGGCUGCUCGGUCACAGUACCAAGCUCCUCGUCCUAAAGUGAAAGGCAGUCCUAGUGGGUUAUCCUCUGGUGUUGCUCCUGGAGUGCAGUCCAAAGUCCUCAGUUCAGCUGCAUCCAAACCUGGCAGCCGAGGUGUUGGAAGGUCUGUUGCAAGCAAGGGACGAACUAACCAGGGAGGGUGGUAAGCUUUCUAAGAAGACGAUGCCUGUCCACAUCAUGAAGAACCAGAAUUCUGUUCUAUGAAACCUGUUGUUUUGUAUAUAUAUAUCCUGAUGCCUUGAUAGGUUUAUAUCUAAUGAAUAUUAUCAGCCUUAAAUAGCAUAAUUCCUUCAAAUACUUCUAGUACAUCAUAGCCAUUAAUCCUGUACUUUGUCUGUCAUCACACUAUAAAAUCGUACGAUUUCCAACACAUGUCCUUUUCACUGCCAGCUAUCCUCUAACUUGUUAAGAAAACAGUCUCUCCGUGCCCCAGUGCUUCUAGGCAGCUUCCUGUGUGUCCUGGGAUCAACACUGAAAACUUUUAUGACACACAUGUUUUCAGUAGCGUUAUCACACUGUAGUUCAUUAUGUUUUCUAAACUUAACAGACCAUUACUAAAUAGUACUAACCUGGUUGAUUAGAGGCAUAACGUAUUGUGGGAGCAAGGACACUCCCCCUCUAGUGUCAUCCAUCGUCUACUCAUGUUCACUGAUCGCUGUUGGCUGACUGUGCAGAGAGGCUGUUUGCAUGCCAAUCAACAGGCAGAGACAAAACAUUACCAUGUGACCAAGGUUUUCAACCUACCAGUUGGCUGUCAAAGGGAAGUUGCGAAGCAGAAUCAGCUCCGAUCGACAAGUUUCAGGCAUGACCCAGUGAAUACGAAGAGCUGUCACCCCACAGGCUUGAGUGACCAGAGUUUGCAGAAACAGCACCUUCUUCCAUCAAGUACCAUACUCUGCUGUGGCCUAGCUACACAGAGCAGGUCGUUAAACAGGCUAAUGAGAGCAUCAGCAGGUUAAGUUUGAUGACAAAUUGCUGAUACAUUUGAUGUAGAAGUGCACAAACAAGAUGCACUCGUUGCUCUCAGAGCUCCCUUCCACUGAUGAUGAUGAUUACUACAAGCUUGUAAUAUCAAGUGUCCAAGUUUAAAGAUACGGGAGUAGCUAACAGAGAAAUGAUCGAGGUUGGCUCAUACAUCAACUGGUUUACGUCAGGAUUGCGCCACUUCUUACAACAUCUUCAUCAGAACUAUGACAUGCUAGGAGAUAUGCUCAUUAAUAUGAUAUUUGGUGAAGUAAGCUUUGUCCACAGUGCUUUGAAGAGCAUUAUGAAGAUGCAAGAUAUUCUAUCUGCCCAAAUGUGGAUGAUGCUGAUACCACAGGGGAACAUCUCCUUGCAAUGGACUGUACAUGUAUAUAAGAGCCUACCAAGAAGUCUGUCUCAUCAUUUCGCCGGUCUUCUUCAACCAGGAACUUCCAAGGUGGUAGAAGAAGUUUGACAGGAUACAGCGGAAAGAUUACAGGUUUCAAACAUCAACCUUGCUACAAAGGCACAUAAGCAACCAACAAGUUGUCAAGGCAACAUUGCGAUCAUUCCAGAGGAGACACUUUACAUUAAGAAGGGUUUCUUUUCUAUCCCCUUCAUGAAAGUAGAGAUCGUCUCACCCCUUCUCUACUCUUGAAAUCAAUAAAGUCAUAGAAGGGGAGGCAGGCCUGUCAAAGCAGCACAAGUUCAAUGAAACUAUAUCGACCUGACUUUGAUUAUAGAUCUCAAUUAUCAACUACUAUCUCUUCUAGACAAGGGAGCAAUUUGUGCACUGAAGUUCUCAGAUAUCCCGACAGGGUUUUAUUCCUGUCUUCCUAGUGCUAAAAAACAAUAUGUCAGACAUGCCUAUGAUAAUAGACUUGAAAGUUCCUCAACAAAGACUACCUCGUUUGUCUGCCCAAGUUCAGUAAUGAAGGUAAGAACCACUCUCAGAAUGGAAGACUGGUUAAUCACCUUCAGGACUCAUAUCUUCAUAUACCCAUUCAUCUGUGUUGCUUAAAGUAUCAUUGUUUCACAGUCAACACACAGAGGUACGAGUCUCAAAUUCUCCAAUUUGGUAGCACCAUGGUUCACAAGGAUAACUACCCCAAGUGGAAAUGCUAUGAUCAUAUCUUCUGGGGAGUACGCGAUCUGAUCUAAAUGGGUUCUGAUGGUUGGUGUAAAGGGAUGGUGGCACCAAGUCGUUAAAGAGGUCUGGGGUCAAAUUCAAAAUAUGUCACUAAAAUGCAUUAAAACCAUCUCUGUUGGCCAGACAUGCAUGAAAUGUUGGAGGCGUGCUCCUGAUGAGUCGACCAAUGUCAGCUUUACUCAUGUUGUUCCACCCAUCAGUGGAUUUUGAUGUUGACAUACACGUCUGCCAAUGACAUCCCAGAUGUGUUCAAUGGAGAAAGGUCAGGACUGAGUGCUGGCCAUGGAAUAACCUUUAUGUUUUGCUGUAGGAAGAACUGGGUCACAAUCCUGACACAAUGAGCAUGUGCAUUAUGAUCUUGAAAGUCAUUGUGAUACCACCCCACACCAUAAUGGACCCGCCCCCAAAACCAUAAUGCUGUAUAAUGUUAACGUCCAUAAAAUGCUCAUUUGGUCGUCUCUAAACUAAAUUCCUUUGGUCAUGGAACCUUGAUUUGUCAGAAUAUAUGACAUAAACCCAACAUUGAUUAUCCAGUACUGACGUACCCUACAUUUCUGACGCCUCUGAUUCAAAUGAUGUGCAGUAAGUUGUGGGAUGACACAUGGACUUUUCAUCUCCUGCAAAAUGUAUUCAGACAGAAGGCCUUCAUGAUGCCCACAAUAUUUAGGAUGACUGAAGACCACUAUAUCUGACAGCUACCGCCAUGCACAGCUCUCCAUGCCAGUCUUUGGUAACUGAGAUAAGAGAUAAGAGCCUCAUCAACCAAUUUACUGUUGUGAAAAUUGGUCUCAGUUGAACAAGCCAUUCACAAAUCUUUACUUGCAUGAUAUUCAACCAGAUCUUGAAGGGCUAUAUUCCCUGUGGCCUUUUGUGGCUGCUCAGGUGACAGUUUGAUAGUAGCUCAGAUCACCUUUCUUUCUGAGAAAAAAGUAGCGGGUGGGGUGGAGUGUUUGGGUUUUGGGCGUGCCGGAGAAUCCAGCAACUACAAGCUUGGCUGGUAGGUUAGCCUUUUGAUCAUUUGUCAGCUUGUAGUGGGACAGAUCAUAGGUUAACAGCAGGACUCACAUUAGAAGCCCUGGAGGUGAUCUACGGUCCAUUAGAAGUGAUGGCAGUACUAAGCGUUGUCAUGGCCAGAUGUGACUGCAACUUAACCGGAAGUGACAUCAUAAAAAGGAAGUGAUGUCAGGAAACCAGAAGUGACAUCAUAGGAACCUGAGGAGAUCAUCCACAGAAAUGGAGGUGAUGUCAUUUGACCCAGAAGAGAUGUCAUAUCAGGAGAGGUGACGUAAUAGAAGUGGCAUUAAAACAGUAUUGUCAGUGGAAGUAUCAGAUAUUGUGCAUUUUCCCAAUGUUUCUAUAUAGAGAAUACUACACUCAUUCUCAUUAGAUACCAUUUUUACGAAACAAGGAGACUUUCUAUGGUAUCUAACCAAGCUAAAGUGAGGUCAGAUACCACUGAAAGUUCACAAGUUUCAUAAAAAGGGUAUCUAACGAGAAUGAGUGUGGUAUUUUAUUUAUUACCCGUGUUAAAUAUAUAUUUAAGUGUAAAUACAUAACAAUUUUCAUUCGUUGACUGAAACUGAUACAGACUGAAACCGGUUGCAAAAUCUGGUUGCGCAUGAAUAUUGAUAUAUGCUCAUAUAUGGGCAUUGUUGACAUUUCUAUGUAUACGCAUUAACAACAUGCACCUGCAGUUGUGUUGGCAAAUAUAACAGCACUGAUGCUCAAGAUCCUUUUGGAAGAAUUUCUUCAACUUAUGGUAAUUCAAGCGCCAUGUUGUUAGUACGCAGGACACCUAUAAGAAAAUUUGAAAAGUACCAUUAGCGUUGCGCUUUGAAUAUUGGACCAACAUUCAAUCACUCGAACUGCAGGGGUGCCGUCUGUGCAUUCAAAAUGGUUCGGUUUCCUUGAUCUAUCAGCUAAAUAUAUAUUAUGUCCCUUCCAUUUUGGAAGAGGGAAAUGAGAGUGUUCGCCAAAGACAUUCAUGUUAACCUUACCACCCUACACUGAAGACGUGAAAAAUCAACUAACUCAAGUCUGCUUGCAUGUCAGUGACAGCAUCGAGCGAAGGGCAAAGUCACCACGGGAAUAAGAAAAGACAACAGUGAUCUACUCACAGCGUUUUACACUAGUGAUAGGGAAUGUUAUCAUUCACAUUUGGGAUAUUUUGGGCCACAUUAUGAGAAAUCAGUCACACUUCUGUGGAAUUUUAAAAUGAUUUGUAUCGGAAAUGUUCAGUUUGAGUGAUCUGGUCGUGUAGUCGUAAACAAACAACGCCCGAAACAGUGCCACAAAAUACGCUCUGAAUGGGACAGAUGGCACAACUGUAGCAUCAAACGUAGGUCUAGAUAUCUGUCCAGAUGGUUUGAACUGACUUCAUAUCACCAUGCUUAUCCUUUUAUGUUAAAUCAAAAUGAAAGUGGUCGGGCGCGUCUCGCUCAUGAGGACUCCCGAUCUAUUGAUUGGUAGUCGUAUCAUGUACAAUGUAAAUGGAUAUAGAUCGAUUUUAUAAUGUCUGUAGAAGCUCUAUGCAUAACUUAUAUGGAAUGUAAACCAAAUUUGAUGCAUGUGACUAUCUUGUUGGGUUUUAUAAAGUGUUUGUAAAUACCUCUCGCUCUCAUGAGAUUGCUUCAUUUCUGCCUUGUUGUUGCAAAAUGAAUGAUGUCUCACGAUUUUUUGUGAAUGAAUAAAGUAGUCCCGGUAUGACAGAGGACACGGUUAUCCAAUCAAAAUGAAUAACACAAGGUCAACCUUGUACGACACACAUGUGACGUAGGGAUUUAGUAUCUUACCACCUGUAUCUUCACCACGUGGGUAAUAAGUGUUGAUAUCUCACUGCUAUCUAGGAUAGCUCUACCGAUCCCUCUUGUGUAUACUGGCUAACAUGUAAUAGAGGUAGGGUAUUCGAAGGAAUAUAUUUUAACAAUAGUUAUUAUUGUGAAUAAUUCUAAGAAUACUACCUCCAUUACAUCAGGAGUAGUCCCGCCCACCUCCCCAAAAUAUCGGCAUUUAGAUUGAUGUUGGUUAUUGGAAAGAAGUCACGAUUUCCCAGCUGCGCAGAAGAACUGGGUCACGGAGAGAUGCUUUGCCUAACAAGUUUGAGGUUAGUUGACAGUGAAGAGAACAUCUGUUGAAAAUCUUAAGAUUUUAUAGUGUGAUGACACCAAAAUACAGGAUUUUUGGCUAUAAUGUAAUAGACGGAGUAAUUAUUCACAGUAUUGUUUGAUGUUUUGGAUGCAAAUAAAAUGUGUAAUGUC
Haliotis rufescens (red abalone) is the source of this 5911-nucleotide messenger RNA. RefSeq names its product zinc finger C2HC domain-containing protein 1B-like. The transcript is spliced from 8 exons. Lineage: Eukaryota; Metazoa; Mollusca; Gastropoda; Lepetellida; Haliotidae. The record is from RefSeq and is a predicted model, not a curated record. Bases 37 to 687 code for a protein of 216 amino acids.